This is a messenger RNA of Vespa mandarinia (Asian giant hornet), 2813 nucleotides long. RefSeq lists its product as uncharacterized. The record is from RefSeq and is a predicted model, not a curated record. Lineage: Eukaryota; Metazoa; Arthropoda; Insecta; Hymenoptera; Vespidae.
ACGUAUACCUUGUGUUUUUCAAAGUUUUGCGAUUAUUUCAACGUCAAUGCGUGAUAGUAAAUGCACGUUCGUACGGCAAACAAAACUACAAGGUAAUGGGGAUUUAUUUUAAGAAUAUCUGAAAAUACGCUCAACACUAUUUCUCUCUGGUGGUAAGCUCAGUUGAGUGUCGUUGGUCGUUGAUGAGUUAUCAUGGUACUACCAAAAAGUAAUAUAUUUUAUACGAUAGCGAUAAGUCUGAUAAAUAUAUCAUCAAUUUGGACAUUGAACAUAAACGAUCGUCGAUACGAUGGUUAUGACCUGGAAAGAGGUCCCGUAUUUUAUGAAGCUUACUAUCCGGAAAAUAAUGAGAACAAUCCAACAGCAUACCAAGAAAAACGUUAUUUCGAUCGGGACGCUGUAAUUGAGAGAACGUUUCAAAUACCUACUGACCGAAGAGAAUACAUCGAAGAUAGAUCAAAAAAUGAUUAUCUCGAUCGUUUAGAACAUUCACAGUACGAUAGAUCAGGUGGAUUGAUCAUUUCCGAUCCGAAAUUUUCAAUGAACCAAAACUAUCCGAAUAUUGAACCAUCUAGGAUUUAUGAAGUAGCACGUAAAUUUUACGAUAUAAAUCGUUUUUCACCGACCUACAUCGAACGAAUUCGAAAUACUCCGGAAGACUCAUUAUCGUCAUCAUCUUCGUCGUCGUUGUCGUCGUCGUCGUCGUCGUCGUUGCCGUCAUCAAAAGAUUUAGAAAAUUGGAACUCAUUGGAGAAUUACUUACGCUUUGAUCCAAGCUUCAAUGAUCGUCGUAACAUUGACAAGAUUGACAUAAAUAGAUCCAAUUUUCGAGUAAUUCCGGAACGUGAUUUAAAUCAAGAAAAUAUUUUUCAAAAGGAAAACGAAGACAGCAAUGAAACCAAAUCACCUAGGCUUAUUCGAAAUAAUCUAUCUGAUCUAUCAUCGGGAAUUAUAAAACCUUUGGAAAUUUCAAAAGAAUUCGAAUUAAUAAGGAAAGUGUCACCGAGAGAUUUACAAGAUCGAAAUACGUUCGACGCAAUCGAUAAUAUAAAUUAUAUGGGAUAUCCAAGGCAACAGUAUCGUUAUUUUAGAAAUAUUAAUGAUCCGCAGGAAUCGCAAACGUGGAUGUCGAAUUUUAAAAAUCUUCGAAAUGAAGAAAUUGAAGAGAUUCCAAGAAAUAUUGAUUCGUCGUUACCUUCGGAAAAUAUCUUUGUUCCGAGACCUCAAGUGAUCAAUUAUAUAUUUUCAAAGGAUUCGUCGAUCGAACGAACCGAGAAACCAAUUAUCAUGAAGGAAAUUACAAGAGGAAACGAUGAACCUCGAAAAUACGACGACAAUUCUUUCCAAGAGGAAUUAAAAAAGGAGGAAGAAAAAACAAAAGAUAAAAGUACAAAAGUUACGUCGAUUGAAAUAAGCGAAGUACCAAGACACAAGGUACGCCAUCAUCACGGCGAAUGGCUGCGUGAUUUCUCUCGUGGACAAAAUUAAUUUAAUUGGUACUAAUUGAUUUAAAAAAAAAAAAAAAAAAAAAAAAAAAUCAAGUUUGACCGCAUUCUCACGAUGAAAUUCAAUUCCAUCAUUAAUUAUUGACAUAAAAUAAUUAGAUAAGUCGAUCUUUUUAAGAUUCAUCCACUUUGAAUAGUACAUUUAUUAUUAUUAUUAUUAUUAUUAUUAUAUAUUUAUAAUUAUACAAUUCUUUGUAACAGUGUAGAAUAUAAUCUCUCUAUAAGAGACUUUAUCCCUCGUAAUUAAAUAUCGAAAAUACACUUCUCAUAAAUGAAGAUUAAUUGAUUAAUUAUAUAUAAUAUAUAUAAAGAAAGAGAGAUAAGAAAAAUAAUUGCCUCCAUACAAAAUUAUUUUGAUGAAAGUAGUAAAAGUAUUUACAAAAUACGACAAAACUUAUCGCGCAAGAUCAUCUUCUUUUUAUGAUAAGUGUGUACAUGUAAUGAUUUAUUUAUUUCGAAAAAAUAUAUAUAUACAUAUACAUACAUACAUACAUAUAUACAUAUAUACAUAUAUAUAUAUAUAUAUAUAUGUAUGUAUGCAUAACUUUUUCGAAAGAUAUUGAUAAAUAUCAAUGAGUAAGCAAAUGAUAUAUUAAAUUUACGCAUAAAAAAAAAAGAACUUAUGAUUAAUAAUAAUCUAUCGGAAUACUUUUAAAUGUAGUCUCUGAUCAACAACUUUUUAGAAAUUGCUUAUUCUUUUGAAUUCUACAUAAAAUAUUAGACAUGCUUAAUAUACUAAGUCACCAAAAAAUUUAAUAACUGUAAAAUAGUAUAGAGAUAGAAAAAAGAAAAUAUUUCUAAAAUUAUUGAAGCCAAAAAACAUGGUUAUUUUUUGAUGAAUGUAAAUAUUUAUAAAUGAGACAUGGGCCAUUCUUAAAAAUGAAAGAUAUAUCAUACUUUGGCACUUUAAUUUUAUCUUUCAAUAAUAUCUUAAACUUAAAGAGGAAUGUUUGUACUAUUUUAAUUACUAAUAAUUACAUAUCUUUUAUAUUCAGAUAGAAAAUAAAUUAUUAUGUUUGCAUUACGAUAAAAUAUCGUUUGGGUUUAAUCCAUACUGUUAUAAAGAACGCAUGAUUUUAGAUGUAAAGGCAAAUACAAGACAAAGCCAAAUGUACUUCGUAAGUAACCUACUCUAUUGGAACACAACUUCGUUUGGUGAAUAAUCUCAGUUAGCUAUAUCUAAAUUGUUACAUUUUAUUCACUAAGUCCUCUCUGUAUUUUUAUCUAUUUAAGACAGUAUUAUUUCAUAAAAGUUUAAUUCAACGUAAUAUACUCUUUUAGUUGUAUCUGUAUGAGACAUUUAAAUCC